Aspergillus glaucus CBS 516.65 is the source of this 1114-nucleotide messenger RNA. Its product is annotated as MICOS complex subunit MIC26/MIC27. The record is from RefSeq and is a predicted model, not a curated record. NCBI's taxonomy places the organism in Eukaryota, Fungi, Ascomycota, Eurotiomycetes, Eurotiales, Aspergillaceae. The transcript is spliced from 3 exons. Gene Ontology annotation, cellular component: MICOS complex; mitochondrial crista junction. The coding region runs from base 63 to 842 and encodes 259 amino acids. Gene Ontology annotation, biological process: cristae formation.
ACUUUCCCAGAGAACCUUGCUCUCACAAUAAUACUUUUUGAGCCAUUGGCUAACUCGUCGAAAUGUCAUUCCGGCCAGUGUUGAAGCAGCGGGCUGUUGCUCCGAUCGCUGCCACCCUUCUGGCGGGUGGUAUCUCGCUCUAUCCCAACCGGACGGCAUUCGCAGAGGCUCCGAGAAAAUCAAUCUACGACGACUUCCCCGAGCCCUCAGAACCUGCUCCCGCCAAACCCGCCCCAAUCGCGAUCUCAGACGCCCCCAAGUCCACUGAGACCGAGACUCCCUCGUCCCCUGCCCUUUCCUCGUCGUUGUCGUCGACCUCGUCGUCGCCCACCCCGACAGACAUCCUAACGACUCAGGUCCGCCAAGCCCGUCUCUUCCUGUACGAGAACUCGCUCGCCGUGGAAACCGGCUUCAAUAACUUCCUCAGCCGCGCCCUGCACAUCGAGAACGCCUUCACCAACACCAUUGCGUCUCUGGCCCCGGCCCCCGAGUCCGGUGAGCGGUUGAUGCCCGGUGGCGUGUACGUGGUUGUCGCCGCCAUGGCUGGCUCCAUUGUCUCGCGCAACCGGGGCUUCAUCUUGCGCUCUGCGUCGCCUCUUGCGUUCGGUACCGUGGCUGCGUGGUCUUUGCUGCCCGUGACUAUGCGGAAUGUCUCCGAGUUGGUCUGGAAGUAUGAGAAGCGGGUUCCGGCGGUGGCGGAGAACCAUUUGCUGCUUAGGGAGAAGGCGGAGCAUAUCUGGCACACUGGCAUUGCGCACAGUGGUAUGGCGCGGAUGAUGAUGGAGGAGAAGAUUGGUGAGGGCCGGAAGAAGCUUGAGGAGUUGGUUAGGAAGGGUCAUUAAAAUGGGGUUUUUGAUUUGGAAAGUUGAUAAAUAGCCCUUUCUUUUCCCCCCGCCGUGGUGCGGAGGGUUUGCAUAAGUACUGCUACUACUACUGCUACUACUACUGCUACAUAGAUGUAUUGUUAGGUCGUUUUGACUCGAAGGAAUGUUCCUUUUGUUGAAAUUCAUUGCUUCAUUUGAUUUAACAGUACAUGUUAGUCGACACUGGUGUAUUUUUAGGUCGGGAUGCACUCCCGUUUGUCCGUAGAAGCGUGAUAUACAGGAUAUGUUGC